ACCAAGAAAUGGACUAGGAUUCAACCGGCGGGGGAGGCGCCGUCGCAUAGGGCUGCUCAUGCUGCUGCGGUGGUUGGCACCAUGGUAGUGUUUCAGGGUGGAAUAGGACCUGCUGGGCAUUCUACUGAUGACCUCUAUGUUCUAGAUAUCACCAAUGAUAAGUAUAAGUGGCACAGAGUUGUUGUUCAGGGAGCUGGUCCGGGGCCUCGGUAUGGCCAUGCUAUGGACUUGGUUGCGCAGCGUUAUCUUGUGACUGUGAGCGGGAAUGAUGGGAAGAGGGUCCUAUCUGAUGCUUGGGCUUUGGAUACUGCACAGAAACCAUAUAGAUGGCAAAAGCUCAAUCCUGAAGGAGAUAGACCAUCUGCUAGAAUGUAUGCAACUGCCACUGCUCGUUCAGAUGGCAUGCUCUUGCUUUGUGGUGGAAGAGACUCAUCUGGAGCCCCACAAUCUGAUGCUUAUGGAUUACUGAUGCAUACAAAUGGCCGGUGGGAGUGGACUUUAGCCCCAGGGAUUUCACCCUCUUCACGGUAUCAACACUCAGCGGUAUUUGUGGGUGCACGCUUGCAUGUCACUGGAGGUGUUCUUAGGGGUGGAAAAACUGUUGAAGGUGAAAGUGUUAUUGCAGUGCUUGACACUGCUGCUGGAGUGUGGCUCGAUAGGAAUGGCAUUGUUACUGCAUCUAGCUUACAGAAAUCUUCAAAUGAUUAUGAUCCUUCUUUAGAGCUCAUGCGCCGUUGCCGCCAUGCAUCUGCUGCUACUGCAUCUCAGAUUUAUGUCUAUGGUGGCCUUAAAGGAGAUGUGCCCCUUGGUGAUUUUCUUGUGGCGGACAACUCUCCUUAUCAAUUUGAAAUCACUUCCUCCAUGUAUGCCAUUGAUAGGACUCAGUCAAUGACAAGCCAAAGACCAAACAAAAUUGAUCAUCUUGACUCUCCUCAGCAGCCAUCAUUGGAUGAUCGCCUCUCGAGAUCCUCGUCUACGGGUUCGAGUUUGGAUCAGAAGUCCAUUGACAAGCUUGUUGAGGCUUCUACAGCUGAAGCAGAAGCUGUUAGUGCCGUCUGGCGCGCCGCACAGGAAGCAUUGGGUGCCUCAGCUGACAAAGGUCUUUCACAAGAAAAUGAAUCUACAAAUUCAGUUAAUGACCAAGCCGAUACCUUUGGUUCUAAUAAUACCCCACAACCAGAUGUUAAGUUGCAUUCUCGAGCGGUUGUAGUUGCUAAAGAAGCUAUUGGUAACUUAGGCGGAUUGAUACGGCAACUUUCCUUGGAUCACUUUGAAAAUGAGAGUAGAAGAAUGUAUCCAGUAAAUGGUGAUCAGACCUAUCCACCUAAGAAAUUCUUAAACAGGCAGAAGUCUCCACAGGGCUUGCAUAAGAAGAUUAUAUCUUUGCUUCUUAGGCCAAGAAACUGGAGAGCUCCUUCUGACCGAAGCUUUUUACUUGAUUCUUAUGAAGUUGGUGAGCUUUGCUAUGCUGCUGAGCAGAUAUUCAUGCAAGAGCCUACUGUUCUUCAGCUAAGAGCGCCAGUCAAAGUAUUUGGUGAUCUUCAUGGACAGUUUGGAGAUCUAAUGCGUUUAUUUGAUGAAUAUGGUUUCCCAUCAACUGCUGGAGAUAUCACGUACAUUGACUAUUUGUUUCUGGGAGAUUAUGUUGAUCGAGGACAACAUAGUUUGGAAACCAUCUGCUUGCUUCUUGCUCUUAAGAUAGAAUAUCCAGAGAAUGUCCAUUUAAUUCGAGGAAAUCACGAGGCUGCUGAUAUUAAUGCUCUCUUUGGUUUUCGGCUCGAAUGCAUCGAAAGAAUGGGAGAAAGUGAUGGAAUAUGGGCAUGGACUCGUUUUAAUCAGCUCUUCAACUGUCUCCCUCUUGCGGCGCUCAUUGAGAAGAAAAUUAUUUGCAUGCAUGGUGGAAUAGGGAGGUCCAUAAACACAGUAGAUCAAAUUGAGAAAAUUGAAAGGCCCAUAACAAUGGAUGUUGGAUCCAUUAUUCUAAUGGACCUUCUUUGGUCUGAUCCUACAGAGAAUGAUAGCGUAGAGGGCUUGAGACCGAAUGCGCGAGGGCCCGGCCUAGUCUCUUUCGGGCCUGAUAGAGUGUUGGAUUUCUGUAAGAGGAACAAGCUACAACUUAUUAUAAGAGCUCAUGAAUGUGUGAUGGAUGGCUUUGAAAGAUUUGCUCAGGGACAACUUAUUACUUUGUUUUCAGCUACUAAUUAUUGUGGAACUGCAAAUAAUGCUGGAGCAAUCCUAGUGAUUGGUAGGGGAUUAGUUGUCGUUCCGAAGUUGAUUCAUCCACUUCCGCCGCCGCUUCACUCACCCGAGUCAUCUCCAGAGCGCAUUGUUGAACAUACAUGGAUGCAGGAACUCAACACGCAAAGACCACCCACUCCUACUCGUGGCCGGCCACAAUCUGCGAGCGAUCGAAGUUCGCUUGCAUAUAUAUGAGGUUUCAAUGGUGCUCCACUCUUACCUAUAAUAAAUUAACAUUCACCAUAAUUGGAUGUGUUGAGCGUCCGGCUUCAGCUCGAAUCUUCGUCAUCUCAAGCAAUCCCGAGUGCACCUUAUUCUGCUGUUGUGCUAUGAAAUCAGGGUCUUUGACAAAAAUGCAUUAUUAUAUAUCCACAAUGAUGUAUUUAUUAUUUGCAUGAAUGUGUCAAAGGGUAAUUUUGUAAAAGUAUGUGCGUGUAUAUGCAUUUUCAAACUAGAGGUGUUGGGGGUGAUUAAGUUGUAAAUUAAGAUAUUGUUGGGCAGUUUAUUUUGAAUUGUUUCCUUUGAGAGGUUUUUCUGCAUUGAGUUGGAGCUUGUAGGAAUGAAUAACAUUUCCAAAUUAUAAUAACAAUGAAAGUGUGCGUCAUUUUAUAAAUUAUCACUA
Molecule: messenger RNA, 2860 nt
Organism: Phalaenopsis equestris
Lineage: Eukaryota; Viridiplantae; Streptophyta; Magnoliopsida; Asparagales; Orchidaceae
Product: serine/threonine-protein phosphatase BSL1 homolog
Biological process (GO): brassinosteroid mediated signaling pathway
Molecular function (GO): protein binding; phosphoprotein phosphatase activity
Source: RefSeq, a predicted model, not a curated record